AUGCCGCUCUGCAAUUACGUACUCCAACUCAAGAAGAAGAACCAGAAGUUGCGCGCAAACAUCGAGACGCACAAGAACAACAUCAAGGCCAUUAAAGACGGCAUGCCCAACAAGAAGACCCCCAACAAGAUGCUUCAAAAGGUGAAGGAACUCGCCAACUGCGUCGAGCGCCAGAAUGCUCGCAAGGUAAACACACAUCAGAAGUUGAUUACAACCAGUCUCGCUAACGAUCGGCAGUUAACCUCGCAAGCGAUGCUCGAGGUCCUAGAGAACGACGUCGAAGCCUGCGAUGUUGACUUCCAAGCCACUGCUGGUCCCCUGUGGACCGAGCUUGGAGAGCUGUGCAAGGCCGCAGAGAAGAACGACAAGGCUGCAACCGAGAUCGGUUUCAGACAGCUCUUCCUGAGAUUCCAGAGCUGGCAGUUAACCUACCGACUACGUCGACAACUGCCCCAACCUUUGGCGCAUCAAGUCAAGCGCAUUCGUAUCGACUACAGGGAAUUAUGGGCAGCAUUUAUUCAGCAGUCUUACUAA
Messenger RNA from Alternaria triticimaculans, 534 nucleotides. RefSeq lists its product as uncharacterized. The record is from RefSeq and is a predicted model, not a curated record. The coding region runs from base 1 to 534 and encodes 177 amino acids. Lineage: Eukaryota; Fungi; Ascomycota; Dothideomycetes; Pleosporales; Pleosporaceae. The transcript is spliced from 2 exons.